CUUAAAACUAGAAUAAUGAAGGAAGCUAAGCAAAAUGGCUGUAUAAAGAUCGAUAAAAGUAGUGGUGUGUUUUUCGAGGAUUUUCUUGAAAUUUUCUCAUAAAUAAAUGCUCUGGAGCGUUUAUUCUAUAGUAAACGUAGUGGUUUUCUGUUCUAACAUAAUUUUGUGACUUUCCAUUACAUUGCUAGUGGUGCAAAUGGAGAAAUAAUUCAAUUUAUGGAAGCUGUUAGCAGAGAAAAAAAUGGAGCGAACCGGUACUUACCUUCUUAGGUGCAGUCUGUGAACAGUGGAAAAAAAUCGAACGAGCAACGUCAUACGAUGGCGACUACGCAAGGCGAAAUUAGGGUGGGUCCAGGAAACCAGGUAAAAGACAUUUAUGCCCGCCUGCCCGACUACCGGCCCGCCGUGUCGCCCGACCGGCUGCCCGCCGAUCCGGAGCAGACGCGCGUGCGCGAAGAGCUGCGCUGGCUGCCCUCGGUGACCUUGGACGCGGACCUGUUGAUGUACCUGCGGGCCGCCCGUUCCAUGGCCGCCUUCGCGGGCAUGUGCGACGGAGGGUGUCCCGAGGACGGGGCGAACGCGGCGUCCAGGGACGAUACGACGAUCAACGCGCUGGACGUGCUUCACGAUUCUGGAUACGAUCCUGGCAAAGCUCUCCAAGCCUUGGUCAAAUGUCCUGUUCCCAAAGGGAUAGACAAGAAGUGGAGCGAAGAAGAAACCAAAAGAUUUGUCAAAGGGCUGCGACAGUUCGGAAAAAACUUUUUCCGAAUCAGGAAGGAUCUUCUUCCUCAUAGAGAUACGCCCGAGCUGGUGGAGUUCUAUUACCUUUGGAAGAAAACUCCGGGAGCGAACAACAACCGCCCCCAUCGUAGGAGGCGGCAGGGCUCCCUUCGGAGAAUCCGGAAUACUCGCAAUAGUAGAGGAGGUAAUACUUCAUCUAAUACAGGACGCACAGUGGCGCCCGAGGCAGAAAACAAUCGUCCGUCGCCGCAACCGAGCAAGGAGCCCGGCGAAACCAGUUCUGUCACCGAAGAUGACAAUGACAGCGAGGAUGACAGCGACAGCAGAGAGGCCCAGUAUCGGUGCUCCCAUUGCUUCACCACAAAUUCCAGAGAUUGGCAACCAGGCGGAAAAGAUAAACAAUUGCUUUGUUAUGAGUGCAGAUCUCAUUACAAGAAGACCAACGAACUGCCACCUUUAACUGCUCCUGCUGCUCCUGGGAAAGAUCCGAAUGCAGAAAGCCCCGACGAAUCCCCACAACGCAUGCGCACCAGAAACAAAGCGAAAGAACAGACGACGAACCGAGCUCGCCCGAAACGAGGCGGUACGGAAACGCCCGAGCCCAAAACGCCGGUCAAACAGAACGGCAACCCCUCGGAGAAAACCACCCCGAACCAAACCGCCAAGAAGAAGAUCAAACCGGAUACGCCGAACAAGAACAGGAAGCGGCAGCAGCAGGAGAGCAAAUCCGAUGAGGUGGAUAGUGAGGAGAAGGAGUUGAAGAAGAAGAGAGAGAGACCGGAGAGUCCGAGCAGCGUCACUACGGACUCGGAAACUGUCAAUGAUGACGUGGAGAAUGCGGAGAACGACGGCGAUAGUGUCGACGCUAAUCCGGUCGCUUUGACUACUGUGAUGCCAUCUCUCACCACCACAACUACCACCACCAUAAACACUAACACCACCACCAACAACAAUAACAACAUCGUGCUACAAGAACCCCCUAUCAAACCGCCCACUAAAUCGGAACCGCCCAGUCCUCCCGAAACCCAACCCCUAAUCCGUCAACCCUCACCCCCACCCCACAUACCAGUCCUAAACCCCGCCAAAAUACAUUCGGAAACCACGCCCCUCAACGGCAAAAUACACUCGGAAGCCACGCCCCUCAACGUCAAACUACACCCGGAAGCCACGCCCCCCAACGUCAAACUACACUCGGAAGCCACGCCCUUGAACGUCUCGAUCCGCCUACCGGACGACCUCAACGAGAGGAAGAACCUCAUCAACCUCAAAGACGUCAAGAUCGGGCCUCCGGACACCUCGAAGUUCGAUCCGGACACCACGAAGUUCCAUCCGGACACCUCGAAGUUCCAUCCGGACACUUCGAAGUUCCAUCCGGACACUUCGAAAUUCCAUCCGGACAGUUCGAAGUUCCAUCCGGACACCUCGAAGUUCGAUCCGGAGGUGGGGAAGGGCGAUGCGGGGGGCAGCGGGUGUUUUCGGGGGGAAUUCGAGAAGGAGGGUGGGUUGGGGGAGGUAAAGGCGGAAGCCGAGGACCAGGUGCAACAGGUCCCAGAAAAAGCGUUCAAGACGGAGCUGAUCAUACCGAAGGUGCAUACGAUGGAGAAGCCCUUGAUCAAGGAAGAAACGGACAGUUCGAACGAGGCCAUCAAUUUGAAUUCGUUGAACAUCAACGUGAAUCCCAAGGAUGAUAGUAUUUAUAAGGAGAACGCUUAUAAGGAGAACCCUUACAAGGAGAUGGCUUAUAAGGAGAACGCUUACAAGGAUAAUCCGUUCAAGGAGCAUCCUUAUAAAGAGCAUCAUUAUAAGGAGCAUCCUUACAAGGAGAAUUCGUACAAGGAUAACCUGUUCAUGCCUCAGAACUUGAAUAUGAAGGAUCCGCUCAUAUUCGGCAUCAAGGAUCCGCAAUAUAAUCAUAUGCAGUCGAAACACGGGCUCAACCUGAAAGAGCCGCCCAUCGAGAAGCACAAAGAGCAAGUAGUUCAAAUGAACCACUCGAGCUUCGUGCCGGAAAUGAAGCCGGAACCGCCCUACGGUUACCAGCCACCGCCCGCGCCCACCAAGGACCCCAACGCCACCACGGCCGUCACCAUCGACAGCGUGAACAACACGGUGAUCAAGCUGGAGCCCAGGGAGGAGCCCAUGGAAUUGACCAGCCAGAGCAGGAUGGAGAAUCAGGGUUACGGGGUCAUGCCUCAGCCGCUGAAUAUACCUCAAGUGAUACCGAUGUCGCAGAAUUUGCCGCAGAGUAUGAGACAGGAAGGUCACUACGACGAAGAAAAAAGGAUCGAGAAACUCGAACGCCCUGAGCGCAUCGACAGACCGGACGGCUUCGACCGUACCGACCGCCCCCCGGAAAUGGCCACGCCCAUCGGCCCCGCCCCCAUGGGGCAACCACCUAUCGGUUCCGCCCCCAUAGGGCAACAACCCAUCGGGCAGGCGUCUAUUGGCCCCACCCCCAUAGGGCAGCCGCCGCCGCUGCCCAGCCUGAUGCAGUCGGGCAAUCUGGUGACGAUCGGCGGGUCGUCGCAGCCCGCGCAGAUAGGGCAUUACGGGUUCAUGCCGCCCUUCGGCCACCCGCAGAGCCCGCGCGACAAGGGACAGAACGAGCCGCAGAACUUGAAGAUCAAGCAGGAGAUGCCCGAGGCUGGGCCGCCCAGUCACCUGGGCGGGCUGAACAGUUACGCGCAGAACGUGCUGCCCCCAGGCCCGGGGCAGGGUCAACUGCCGCCCUCGAGCCUCUCCAUACCGCCCACCUCGCAAGGCCUGUCUGCGAACGCUGUCGGGUUCGCGCCUCCGCCAGCAGGGCAUCUGCAGCCGCCCAUGGGCGACCCACUGCAAAGCUUGAAGGACGUCAAGAUCCCCGGCUACCUGCCGCCCCCGCAACCACCAACCGCCCAACCGUCGGACAGAGACCGAAACGACCGCCCCUCCUCCGGUCCCGCCGUCGACCACAUCAAGAAGGAGCCGGAGUACCGGCCGUCCAGCACCGGACCCAGCCCGAAGCCGAUCAGAGAGGAGAAGUGCGUGACGCCGAAGGGCGGUUCCUCCUCGGGGGGCAGCCGGGGCACGCCCACCUCGGGCGGGCAGCAGCAACAGGUGUCGAGAACGCCGCCAUUGAGACAGCAAGGCACCAACUCGCCCCACUCGGCGCUGAACCUCAUCAGCCCCACGUCGGCCCCGCCCUCGCUGCCCCACCACCCUACCACCCACCCGCCCCACUACGGCGCGAUGCAUCCCCCCUCCUCCCCGCACCACCAUCCCCACCACCUCGUCCACCCCUCCUUCCUGCACAUGCAGUUCCCCGGCCACCAUCCCUACGCCGCCUACCCCUUCUCCUAUUCGCCCUACUCGUAUCCGGUGGUGGGGCAGCCGCACGCGAUACCGCCGCCGAGCAGCCGGCCGGAUAUGGGCGGCCCGCCGAAGUCGAUAGACACGGUGAGCGCCACCUUGAUGCAGUCGCAGCACAGCACGAGCAGCACGUUGACAGCGAAGCGAGACACGCGAGAACAGGACGAGACGGGGGCGGAGCGACAUCGCACGCACGAGAUGACGUUGACCAAUCACCAGAGCACGUCGCACAACAGCUCGGUCCAUGCCACCGUCGAGAAGCACAACUACGGCGCCAGUCACAGCAUCACGAUAUCGCAUAGUACGUCGACCAGCUCCAGCCAAAGCGUCCAGCACAAAGUCAACCAGAAAACGGUGCGCAGCGCGUCUCCGCACGUGGCACACGUUCCCUCUUCUUCUCAAAGCGCCACCGCCGCUCUCAACCACUCGAACCACAGUUCCUCUUCUUCUUCUUCGUCGACUAGCAAUCACCAGCACACACACCACCACACCCACCAUCAUGAUAGGAUGUCGCCCGGCAACCAGAUGAUGCGGCACGGAGGGAUGCUUCCGAAGCAGCCGACGCCACAGCAGCAACAACAGCAGCAGCAGCAGGCUAAUCCGCAUCAUCUGAUGAUACAGCCGCCUAAUAUGGGUCAUCAUCCUCCGCCCUUAGGCCCCCCGUCGAUGGGCAGCAGCUCGCUGGACGCCCUGCGAGCCCACGCCGCCCAAGCGGCUGCCAACAUGCAGCAGCAACAACAACAACAGGGCGGCAUCAUGCACCCGCCCUCGUCGCCCAUGAACCCGCCCACGCCCAAGGCGCAGGCCGACGACGCCAUCAAGGUGGAGCCGGAGGAGGCGGGGUCGGGGGGCGGCAGCGGCGGCGCGGAGGAGGAGGGGGGCCAGAGCAGCCCGGCAGCGCCGCCUCGAGGUCCGUCGCCCGAGCCGCGGAUCGAAGAUACGGAGUGUCAUCGGAGUCAGAGUGCUAUAUUUUUGCGUCAUUGGAACCGUGGCGACUACAAUUCCUGCACCAGGACAGAUCUGACCUUCAAACCGGUGCCGGACUCUAAGUUGGCGCGAAAACGAGAAGAAAGGUUGCGGAAGCAGGCGGAGAAGGAGCGAGAGGAGCGCGAGCGUGCCCAGCAGGCGCAGCAGCGGAAAAUCACGACGCCGGAGAAGACGGAGACGAAGCCGCCGUCGCGCGGCCCGAUGGAGAGCGUCGGCUCGCCGUACGAGCGUUUCCCGCGGCCCGGAUUCAACGAUACGCCGGCGCUGCGUCAGCUGUCGGAGUACGCGAGGCCGCACGCCGGUUUCAGUCCGGGGCAAAACGUUUUUUUAGGUCACAUGCCUAGAUCGUUGCUACCGCCCUCUCACGUGAUGGAUCCGAUGCUGCAGUACCAACUUAACAGCAUGUAUGGUCCCGGAGCAAGGGAAAGGUUGGAAUUGGAGCACCUGGAGAGGGAAAAACGGGAACGAGAAAUAAGAGAACUGCGAGAAAGAGAGUUGAACGAUAGAUUGAAGGAGGAGAUAAUGAAGAGCGGCAUGCGGGGACCUCCAAACCCGAUGGAUCCCCAUUGGUUGGAGUUGCAAAGGAGGUACGCCGCCGGACUGGCCGGACCUGGAGGUCCGUUGCCGCUGCACCACUUCGCCCUGUACCCGGGCGGCGGCGGAGGGGGCGGCGCCCAACUCUCGCAGAUGGAGCGCGAGCGGCUGGAGCGCCUCGGCAUCCCCCCGCCGCCGGGCGGUCCGGGUGGCGGUCCACCGGGCGGGCCGCCCAACCACCCGCAUCACCCCGCCCACCAGGCGCAGCUCGAGGCGGCCGAGAGGUUGGCUCUCGCCACCGAUCCGAUGGUGAGGUUGCAGAUGGCCGGCAUUUCCCCGGAGUACCACGCGCAUACUCAUGCGCACACUCACGCUCAUACCCACCUGCACCUGCAUCCGCAGCAGCAACAAGCGCAGCAGGAAGCUGCGGCAGCGGCAGCAGGAUUCCCCCUACCAGCUUCCGGCGGGUCAGGUUACCCCCGGCCCGGUCUGAUACCUAGCAGGGAAGGGCCGUUAGGGCUGCACCACCCGGAUCUCUUGGGCAGGCCUUAUGCAGAUCAAUUGGCUCACCAAGCUGCAGCCCAUGAACAGUUACAGAGGCAGAUGCUCCUAGAAAGAGAUCGCUUUCCACCUCACCCCUCCAUUGUCGCUCAACAUGAAGAGUACUUGAGGCAACAAAGAGAGCGAGAACUUAAAGUAAGAGCCUUAGAAGAAGCAGCUAGAGGUUCCAGACAAUAAGGAUGGUAUCUGAAUCAUCUAAAAAAACUGGAGAAUGACAAAAUCAAAUAUCUAACAAAAAUAUCAUGUACAAGUGUGUGCAAAAAAGCGUAUUUUGAAAAAAAUUCUAAUAGAGUAAUUUCACUUGAUAGUAAAUAGCGCUAAAGGAUAUACAAUUUUAAUUUUUUAAAAUAUUUUUUGCAUCCAUAGAACAUACUUUUUCAACAUUAUCGAUGUUGAUGAAAACGUGUAGGAAUAAAUUUAAUUUUGCACAUUUCCACAAAACUUGUACAUAUUGUAGUAAAUUGUGAUGUAUGCAAAUCGUGACGUAACUUAUUUUUUAAUGAAUUUCAAAAGAUUGUACAGUCUUCCUAUCAAACAUAGUUAUAUGAUUUCAAAUGUAUAUAUUCCUACCAGCAAAAUCUUGGGAUUUUGUGAAAGAAAAUGUGUACAGGUUUUCAUUUUUUAUAUUUUUAUCGACGACUUAUAUUUUAUACCCGUUCAUUUUUGAACCCACAUGAUUUCGCCAAAAUUACUGUCAAUCGCCUUUCUAAAUUCCUAACAAACAUUCAUAGAAUACAAACACCCAGAUCUAAAAAACUAUUGGUAUCAAUUAUCAAAACAAAAAUGGAAACAUUUGCCUUGCUCCGGGUGUCAACGAAUUUAUUAGACAAGUCAUAACUUCUAGACCAUUAGGUGUAUCAAAAUGAGAUUUGGUAUAGAUAAACGGUAUGUGAAGAGGAGAGUUUUCACAUAUUUUUCACUUUACGGUCACUUCCGGUUUCACCGGAAAUGGCUCCGGUACAAAUAAGAACAUAAAUUAAAUAUUACUGACGAAAAUACUUCAUAAUAAUUUAUUUACUUUCGUCAAGUAAUAUUUUGCAGUUAUUUCGAAAGUAAAUGAAUUAUUAUCCAUCGCACACUUGACAAAAGUAAAUAAAUUAUUAUGAAGUAUUUUCGUCAGUAAUAUUUAAUUUAUGUUCUUAUUUGUGAUUCAAUCGCAAAUCAAUUAGUAUCGUUAGAUUCGUCAAAAUAUCAUUUUUUCAGAAAGUGCCUGUCAAAAUAUGGUCGCCAUUUGAAAAAUAAUAGUUAGACACGAAAAUGUAAUUUUUCCAACUUGUCUUAUUCAUAUCUAUCAUACUUGUCACUAAAACUUCGCGAUUGUAAUUUUUUGAGGUCCUUAGAUUAGUUUACUUCAAAUCAUGGCCACCUAGAUGUAAUUCCAAAAGUGACUCCGAAAAAAUUGGGUAGGCAUAAACACUUCCGAAAAUGUCACAUUCUGAUCUAGAAUUGUCUCAGAAAUCCAAAAAUGUUACAAUAUACAGGGUGUUCCAUUUAAAAAUUUAGAACCGGAGCCAUUUCCGGUGAAACCGGAAGUGACCGGAAAGUGGAAAAUAUGUGAAAACUUUCCUCUUCACAUACCAUUUACCUAUACCAAACCUCAUUUUGAUACACCUAAUGGUCUAGAAGUUAUGACACCCGGUAUGUAUAACUGUUGAAAUACUUUUUAUUUUUAUACAAUAUUACUCAAUGAAUCAUAUUUUAAUAUCUACAAUUUGAAAUUCAGAUUAUUCUUGUUCAGGGUAUUUAUGAUUAUUGGGAAUGUUUUUAUGAAGGUGAUUACAACUUUUACUCCGCUUUUUUCGUUGUGAUGUACUUAUUUAUGUACCUAUUUAUAUUCUUUUGUACAUUUUUGUUUGUAUAUUUUAUUGAACUAAAUUUAAAUAAAUGUUUUUACCAAAGAAUCUUUUUAGUAUAAUUCUUUUAUACCAGGCGAUCUAAAUAGUUGGGAUUACUCAUUAUUCCUAUGUUUAGUCAGUGGUCUAAACGUUUUGAUUUACUAUUGAAGCAAAUGAAUAUUUUAUUCCAUAACAUUCACCUGCAAAAACUGAAUUUAUCAGUUUUGAGAUAAUCCUCUGCAAUUUAGGUUGUUUUGUAUAUAAAGUUGUUGAACAUUUCAUUAUAAAAGAUCACUUGAUUAUAAAAAUACUAACAAAAGCUUUUUAUAAUAGCGACCCUAAUGUCGAGUGUUUAAAUUUAUGUAUACAUCAUAAGAUAAUUUUAAAUAAAUAAUUUUUAA
Molecule: messenger RNA, 8407 nt
Organism: Phaedon cochleariae (mustard beetle)
Lineage: Eukaryota; Metazoa; Arthropoda; Insecta; Coleoptera; Chrysomelidae
Source: the annotation of a GenBank genome assembly